AUGUUCGAAUUCCUUUCUCAUUUGCAAACUCAUGGCAAUAUUCACGUCAUCAACUACUACAGCUUACUACAAAGCGUCGUCGUUGCUGUUCUUUCGGCAAGCCUUUGGAGACUGCUUUUCCACCGCCGUAAACUACAAGGCGUUACGCACUUAGGCCAACUCCGAGGUCCACGAUCGCAAUCGUGGUUGAAAGGCAACUACUCGCAACUCUUCAACUUGAAGCGCGGCUGGGAGUUCCAUAGAUAUUUAGCAGACGAGUACGGACCUACUGUACAAGUCAAGGGAUUCUUAGGGAGAAAACAGCUUUAUACGUUCGACCCCAAAGCUAUGCAUCAUAUUCUCGUCAAGAAUCUUAGAUCGGGCGCCCUCCUCCUUGGUAAGGGUCUGUUGAACACAACCGGAGAACAUCACCGCAAGCAACGAAAGAUGCUCAACCCAGUUUUCUCGAUCGCUCAUAUGCGUUCCAUGAGUGAGUGUCUGAACUUCUUGCGAGAUGCCUUAUUACACCGGGUUCAGAAUGGGCCUCAAGAGAUUGAUCUCCUUGAGUGGAUGGCCCGCACCGCACUAGAACUCAUUGGUCAAUCUGGUUUCGGGUAUUCUUUUGACGACAUGAUGGAUGAUGUACCCAAACACAAAUACAGCACCGUUAUAAAGGAUCUUGUACCCGCAUUAUCUCAAUUAGGUUUUGCGAGGACCUACUUACUUCCUCUAUCUGUGAAGGUCUUGCCUACAAAUGUUCGCACUUUCAUCAUGAAUAUUACGCCUUGGAGAACCCUACAUGAUGUUCGCGACAUGGUCAACUACAUGCAUGAAUUGUCUGUGGAGAUUUACGAAGAGAAAAAACGUGCGUUUGAAGAAGGUGACGAGGCUGUGGUUAGGCAAAUCGGAAAAGGAAAAGAUCUCCUUAGUAUCAUGAUGAAAGAAAAUAUGAAAGCUCAUCAUGAAGACAAGUUGGAAGAAGCUGAAAUCAUCGCUCAAAGUGCCAUGUCUCGCAUCCUUCAUCUUUUGGCUCUUCACCCCGAAGUACAGGACAAACUGAGACAAGAGAUUAUCGCAGCUCAAAAAGAACGUCAGGGCGGUCAAUUAAGCUACGAUGAAUUAGUUGGGCUUCCAUAUCUUGAUGCUGUGUGCAGAGAGACUUUACGACUAUCUACAGAAGAUGCGCUAAUUCCCCUCUCACGACCUAUGCGCGGCGCAGAUGGCACUGAGGUUACGGAACUAUUUCUUCCAAAGGCUACAACUGUAGUGAUAUCUAUAUUGAAUGCAAAUAGGAAUCCUGAACUGUGGGGACCAGAUGCGUUAGAGUGGAAGCCUGAACGUUGGCUCUCGCCACUUCCCGAGUCGGUCGUGAAUUCCAAGAUGCCUGGAGUCUAUUCCCAUUUAAUGACUUUCAGUGGUGGCAAGUCGCUGGCUAACAUGGUAUUAGAGGUCGUGAUAGCAAUGCUUGUGGAAAAUUUCAAGUUUUCGUCGUCACCGAACAAGGAAAUUUUCUGGCAAAUGACAGGAAUUACAAGUCCUGUUGUAUGCGGCAAUUCCCGACACCCGUGUUUGCCGUUGAUGGUCGAGUUGACAAAUGGAACAUAG
Molecule: messenger RNA, 1584 nt
Organism: Lentinula edodes (shiitake mushroom)
Lineage: Eukaryota; Fungi; Basidiomycota; Agaricomycetes; Agaricales; Omphalotaceae
Product: cytochrome P450
Exons: 15
Coding region: 1-1584 (527 amino acids)
Molecular function (GO): iron ion binding; heme binding; oxidoreductase activity, acting on paired donors, with incorporation or reduction of molecular oxygen
Source: RefSeq, a predicted model, not a curated record